Messenger RNA from Dermatophagoides farinae (American house dust mite), 2291 nucleotides. The record is from RefSeq and is a predicted model, not a curated record. NCBI's taxonomy places the organism in Eukaryota, Metazoa, Arthropoda, Arachnida, Sarcoptiformes, Pyroglyphidae.
CCUGAUGACAUCUUGAAGGCGAUAUUUUUUUUAAAAGAAUCUGUUGAUUAUAAUCUUUUUAGAGGAUUGACUUUAUUUUUUUUUUUGACAAUGCAUUUUUUCCAUGUUUUAUAUCGUGAAUAUAAGUCGCCAGUAUUUGUAUUUUUUUUCUGGCUAUUCAAGAUUGUAGUUUUUUUCGAACACUUUUUUCUCACACAAAUCAAUAAAAACACUUCCCGUGAACGUCAUAAAUAAAUCAAUUUGGGUAAGAAAAUGUUGCCAAUGCGUUUGAAAAUCGCUCAAUCGGUUAAAUAUUAAAUGGAUAUUUUGUCAACAUGAUCGAUAUUUCAUUUAAAAGUAAUUCAUUCAUAUCAUUUCCGACAUAACAAAUAAUUUCUUUGUUGUCAAAUUACCAUGGCCAUUACUAAAGCAAGCGAAGAAAUACGCCUAAAUUAUGCUGCAGAAUUUUUUUCUCUACUAACUAAAUUACUUCAGUACCAUACCGAUCAAUAAAAUUGUAACAAAACUGACUUUUUUUUGAACAAACAAUUUUUAUAAUUAACGAUCAUGGGCGAAAAAGUGGGGAAUUCUCGAAAUGAAAUAAAGAAUUCACUUUGAGAUAUUGACAACUUGUAAUGAUCAUGGGAUUCAUUCAGUUUAUUAUCAUUGCUUAGUUUAAUCAUAUUUUUUAAUAGUCAGUAAAGAUAUUUGUGAACAACAUGGCUUCUUCAGCAACGACCGAAAUGGCAAAUCAUGAUCAGAAACCUUGUCAUAUGGAUAGAGUGAAAAAAUUUUUUAAUAUUGCAAUAAGAAAACUAAAUCCUUUGGUGAAUUCACAAGAGUUAAUCGAAGAAUUCAUUAAAAAUCUAUGGCAAUUCAAGCGACAACACGAAAUGUAUUGUAAAUGGACAAACCAUUUUCGAUUGAAAUUGGCUAUACAUACCUAUUGUUUCCUGCUUCAUGCCGUUUUUUAUGUAAUGGAUUUCGAUUCGGUCACCCAAAUCUUCAUGUUGGACAUUACGUACCUCAUGUUUAUGAAUAAUAAUUUUAAAUUCGUCAAUCUUAUCUACAUGGGCUUGUAUGCGGUUGCUAUUUAUUCUGAUUUUCUCUUUUACUUGAUAAAUUCGCGAGGUACUCUUUAUCAUUUUCAACUGUUGAAUCAGACAUAUUAUGGAAAACUCUUUCGGCAAAAACAAUGGAGGCCGUAUGAGACUAGGAAUCUAGGGAAUAGUAGCUGGAAUCACCAUUUAAAAUUAUUCAUUGUCAAUAAUAAAUCACGUGGUUCAAUUAAGUUAUUUUUGGACAUUAUCAUUGAAUUUUUUAUCAUAAUUACAGGUAAAAUAUCUACAAUGGCUAUAAUUUAUCAUACAAAUUACUUUCGAUUCUCUACAGAUUUCUCCCUUCUAACUAUUUCCUUUCAUUUGUGGCUGAAUCAAAUCGAAUAUUUAGAUGAAAAAUCCAUAUUUAAAUUAUUUUUGGCAAUAUUGUUUGUUCUGUUCGGAUCACUAUUCUGCAUGAUCCGCUUUCAUUUUUUAGUGUUUCAUUUUUGCAACGUAGUAAUUAGUAUCUUCCUUUUUAGUCAUAUGAUUUUUUCUUUAUUGAGCGAUACAAAUCAUAUGCUGCAACGUCAUGGUCGGAAGAUAAGUUGUGGAUUAUUCUUGUCUCAUAAAGAAGAACCGAGUAGAACAUUGUACCAAUUUAUUAAGAUGCAUCAAGCUUGUUCUGCACAAGUGGCUAGAUACAAUCAUGUUAUGGGACGUGCCUUUUCUGCUUAUUGUAUAAUGGUUUUGCCUAUAUCAUCGAUUCUUUUUGUCGAAUUAUUGGCAACAAAAAGUAAUGAUCCCCUCAAGAUAAUGAUGUAUAUAUUCUAUGCGGUUACCAUUAUCGUAAUGUUUGCCUCACAAUUACUGUAUAGCCAUUAUUCAGCCAUGUUACAUCGGCCUCAUCUACGAUUCUUACAUUUACAUGAUCAAAAUGUACGACUUAGUCGUAAUCAUUCGCUACAUAUUAAAACUUUAACUUAUGGUUCAACCAUACUUGGCAGUGAUCGAAAAAUGGGUAUCACUUUCGAUAGGUAUUUGAUGACAUAUACACAUGAUGCAUUUUUCAAGUCUAUCUUGUUUUAUGGUCAAAUGAUAUUAAUCACUCAAACUUUGCUAUCACAUCGUUCGUAAACAGCCAGUUUUCACAUUCAAGCUUAUUCUGUUUAUGAUCACAACUACUGCUCAUCCAUCAAGCAAUGUCGUUAUUAUCGUAUUUUACAUAAUAAAAUAAUUUACUUUUUGAGUCAUGUUGAACACACAUACACAUCA